UCUCUCUCUCUCUCUCUCUCUCUAGAUCUCUCCCCCCAUGCAGUAGUAGUAAAUUUAUGUGAUUCCAUAAACCACAAACAAUCAAAACCUAUUACCUAUUCAUCCCGACAAAGAUGGAUAGUGACAAAGAUGGAUAGUUCAGUUCACUGGUAAUAGCCUAAAGGAAAGGGAAAGAAGAUGAAACCUGGCUAGCUAAAACCGUCCGAAGAGAAUAAAUUAAAAUGAGACUACUUAAAUCUACAUACUGCAUACAUAUAUAUAGUGGAAACUUUCUAUAUCUUCACAUAAAUAUAUUUUUUUUCCCAUCAAUAUAGUUAAAAAAUGGGGAGGGGGAGAGUGCAGCUAAAGAGGAUUGAGAACAAGAUAAAUCGGCAAGUGACAUUCGCCAAGAGAAGGAAUGGGCUGCUAAAGAAGGCGUAUGAGCUCUCAGUUCUCUGUGACGCUGAGGUUGCCCUCAUCAUCUUCUCCGGCCGUGGGAAGCUCUAUGAGUUUUGCAGCAGCUCUAGCAUGACUAAGACGCUCGAGAGGUAUCGAAGUUGCAGUUACGGGACACAAGAGGCAAGCCACCUCGCAGCGGAUCAGGUAAAUAGCUACCAAGAAUAUAUUAUGCUAAAGGCUAAAGUUGAGGUCCUACAACGCACGCAGAGAAAUCUUCUUGGGGAAGAUUUAGAGAAUUUGGGUGUAAAAGAGCUCGAUCGGCAUGAGCAUCAGCUGGACGCAUCAUUGAAGCAAAUAAGAUCAAGAAAGGUGCAGUUCAUGCUUGAUCAGGUUUUUGACCUUCAAAAGAAGGAAACCCUGCUGCUGGAAACCAACAAAGCCUUGAGGAGGAAGUUGGAGGAAAGGGAUGCAGCUCUUCAAUCAUCAUGGGAAGCUAGGGGACAAAUAAUUAUGCAAUAUAGUGGACAUCCAAGACAAGCAGAUCAGGAAGUUUUCCAGCCUGCUUUACAGUGUCGUACAUUGCAGAUGUGUUACAAUCCUUUGGUGACAAAUCAGGAAGAUGCUGCAACUGAUUAUCAAUAACCAUAUUGUUCACGCAAGUAAUCAUCAUCCCUGACUGAAAGAUAGUCAGAUCGAGUUGGUAUUCAAUAAUUAAGCAUGCAGAUGUGUUAUUAAUAAUAGUGGUACGAUAGUUCAAAUGGUGACAAAUUAAAUAAAUCACUCAUUUGUAAUCUGUCAGCCAAAUAAAAUUAUUAUCAUAAAGGUGUGAUAACGUCUAUAAUAAGUGAUCAUGUUUUGAUCGUACCUGUUAAUUAUAAUAUUGUGAUAUUGUUGAAGUGUA
Carya illinoinensis is the source of this 1279-nucleotide messenger RNA. Its product is annotated as agamous-like MADS-box protein MADS2. Bases 322 to 1020 code for a protein of 232 amino acids. The transcript is spliced from 8 exons. Gene Ontology annotation, biological process: positive regulation of transcription by RNA polymerase II. NCBI's taxonomy places the organism in Eukaryota, Viridiplantae, Streptophyta, Magnoliopsida, Fagales, Juglandaceae. Gene Ontology annotation, molecular function: protein dimerization activity; DNA-binding transcription factor activity, RNA polymerase II-specific; RNA polymerase II cis-regulatory region sequence-specific DNA binding. Gene Ontology annotation, cellular component: nucleus. The record is from RefSeq and is a predicted model, not a curated record.